Messenger RNA from Scutellospora calospora, 2344 nucleotides. Lineage: Eukaryota; Fungi; Glomeromycota; Glomeromycetes; Diversisporales; Gigasporaceae. The record is from the annotation of a GenBank genome assembly.
AUGAAUGGUACUAUUGAUCAAAAUUUCUGUACCAGAUGUAAAAUCUAUAAAGGUAAACUGGAGUUUGCCAAUUCAAAUUCUCAUAUCUGUAAUAUGUGUAAAGCUCAAACAAAAAGAUACAGAGAAAAUAAGAAACUAUUGAAAGAUGAUAAUGAAGUACCGAAUGAAAUAUUAGAGCCAAAUAAUCUUGCAGAUUAUAUUUACGAUCUUCUUGAAUUACAUACAAAUUCAAUAAUUGCUGAAAACAAUAAAGAAAAUAAUCAACUAGGCAUUCAUUAUUCAUGUACUGUUGAUAUUUCAUCUUAUAAUGAAUCUUCAAAAGAAAUUGCUGAUAAUUUAAUAAAUAUUGUUAGCGAUACUGAUGAAUACUCUUGGAUAUAUAAUAACAAAUAUGACGGCAAACAAGCUACAAGUAUUUGGUAUUUUUGUUCUCAAAGAGUGAAUAUGGCAAAAAAACCUCGUAAACAUAAUGAUCCAGAAAAACAAAGAGAUACUAAAACAAUGGAACGAUUUGAUUGCAAUGGUUGUAUUAAAGUAAAUAUUAACUUAACACUUCAGAUUGCUCGUAUUACAGUUGAGCAUAAUAUUUUGCAUUCAAAGCCAAAUAACGUAGCAGUACCAGAAGAUGUUAAACAAUAUAUUAAAAAUAAUAUCGAUUUAUUACCACGAGAGAUUUAUGCACGAUUAAUUGAUAAGGGUAUGGAUACAUCGAUUGUACAGAAGCAAAUCCAUUAUUGGUGGGCAACUUUUGGAAGUAAUAGAUAUAUAAGGCAUAAUGAUGCUUUUAAAUCUGCUUUAAUGUGGAUUGAAGAAGAAUGUUAUAAGGUUAUUGUAAAUACAACAACACCAGUUCGAGCAAUUGGAUUUUUAACAGGACUUCUUGAUGAUUUUAAACGAUUAAAUAUUAAUAUAUGGUUUGAAUUAUAUGUACUACAUGCAGAAGUUAAUGGUUCAGGAUAUCCGAUCGCAUAUCUAUUUGUAGAAAGCAAUAGCAAAUCGGGAAAUGGAAUACGAACUGAAAUAAUUUUAAUUUUUCUCAAUGAAAUAAAGUUACAAGGUGUAACACCAGAGUUCGUAUUAACAGACAAAGAUUUCGCACAAAUUUCUGGAAUACGUUUUACCUGGCCGAAUACUAAAAUUCAAUUGUGCCGUUGGCACGUGAAAAAGGCAAUUGAUGCACGAUUAAUAUCCAAUAAAUUUCCACAAAAAAUUACUUACAAGCAUAGUAAUGGUAAUGAGUAUUUUUCUUUUAUUGACAAAACUUUUGUUCUGCAACUUCCAGCUCAAAAAGGCACUAUUUUUUGUCCUGAAGAAUUACGCACAUCAGUCUGGGAAUUAAUGGAUAAACAUUUACAUCUUCAUCCCUUAAUACCAAUAUCUUCUAAUCUGGUACUAACAUGUUCGCAAAUUUGGGAACAAGCAGUGAAAGAAAUUUAUUUUUUUUGCAAAAAUAAUUCGUUACCUUUUCUUUGGAUUUACUUGUGGAAAGAAUGGUACUGCGCAGACCGAUGGGCAUUAUGGAUGAGAGCAGGUUAUGAAAAUAAGAUUUCAGUACUAAAAACAACGAUGUUUAUAGAAUCGCACUGGAAAACAAUUAAACGAGAUUUUCUUUAUAAAUUUUUCCGCCCAAGACUUGAUCUAGUUAUUUAUAUUCUUAUGAAAAAAGUAAUAUUACAUCAAAGGCGGAAAUUUGAUCAGAUUAUGCUUGGACGAGUAAAUGCAGAUUGGCGAAAAGCAAUGAAGUCAGAAUGGAAACGAUUGACAAAAAAGGUCAUUAAAGAAGAUAGUGAUAAACUUUAUAUUACUGAUAUAGAAAGGUGGAUCUGCAGUUGUCCAUAUUACCUCACAAACCGGUUCUUUAUCUGCAAACAUCUUGUCCAAAAAAAGGGAACCGUAUCUUCACAAUUUUUUGACCAAGUUAAACGAAGUAAUCAAUAUCCAUUUUUAGUUAUAAUGCAAGAUAUAAGUUCUUCGAUGAUUAAUAUGGAUAAUAAUAAUCAGAUUAAUAAUCAGAUUGAAGAUAAUCAUAAUCAAAUUAAUCAAAUUGAAACAACUAAAGCUCAAGCCAUUAGUUUAGUGCAUGCAGUAAGUUUUUCGAUGAAUAACAAUAAUAUAAAUAAUGAUCAGGUUGAAGAAGAUUCAGAUGCUUUUUUCAAUCGAUUAAUCAAUACGACAAAAAAAGCACUUGAUCUAUUAUAUGAACAUAAAGAUACCAAAAAUAUUAAAUGGGGUAAAAGCAUAGAAAAAAACUUUCUAUCAGUUAAUACAAUGGUAGAACAAAUCGAAGCUUAUCGUAGAAGAAUAACUAUGCCGAAGACUUGGAAAGAGCAUACACACAACACUC